UAACCGAGGAAGGGAGGGAGGGAGGGAGGGGAGGAGAGAGAAAUAACGGACGCCACCUCCUCCCCCUCGCUCGCUUCCUCCUCCUCUCUCUCUCUCCCCUGCUUCUUCUUCCCCUUCCAUUCCCAACGAGGCAACGACUCGCCAGCCUGCCUGCCUGCCUGCCCGCCCUUCCUCACCCUCGCACCCGCGGCGGCGCGGAGGGCCGGACCCCAAACCCUAACCCUAGCGGCCCGGGCGCCACCUCCGGUCCCGCCCGGCCGCGAUGGGGCAGUGCUACGGGAAGGCGGGGGGAGGCGGGUCGUCGCGGGCGGACCACGACGACGACCCGGCGGGGGCGGGGGCGGUCGCGCCGCCGUCCCCGCUACCGGCCAACGGCGCGCCGCAGGCGCCGCCGCUGCCCGCCACGCCCAGGCGCCGCAAGUCCGGAUCGACCACGCCGGUGCACCACCAGGUGGCCACGCCCGGCGGGGGCGGCGGCGCCUGGCCCAGCCCCUACCCCGCCGGUGGGGCUAGCCCGCUCCCCGCGGGCGUGUCGCCGUCGCCCGCCCGCUCCACGCCACGGAGGUUCUUCAAGCGGCCCUUCCCGCCGCCCUCGCCCGCCAAGCACAUCAAGGCCACGCUCGCCAAGCGGCUCGGCGGGGGAAAGCCCAAGGAGGGCACCAUACCGGAGGAGGGUGGCGUUGGCGCCGGCGCCGGCGCGGCCGUCGGGGCUGCUGAUUCCGCCGAGGCCGAGCGCCCGUUGGACAAGACGUUUGGCUUUGCCAAGAACUUUGGGGCCAAGUACGACCUCGGGAAGGAGGUCGGGAGGGGCCACUUUGGCCACACCUGCUCCGCCGUCGUCAAGAAGGGCGAGUACAAGGGCCAUACCGUUGCCGUCAAGAUCAUCUCCAAAGCUAAGAUGACAACAGCCAUUUCCAUUGAAGAUGUUCGUAGGGAGGUCAAGAUUUUGAAAGCUCUAUCAGGGCACAAUAAUCUCGUCAAAUUCUAUGAUGCAUGUGAGGACGCCCUCAAUGUCUACAUUGUCAUGGAAUUAUGUGAAGGUGGAGAGUUGCUAGAUAGGAUUUUAGCCAGAGGUGGGAGAUAUACAGAAGAAGAUGCCAAAGCGAUUGUUGUACAGAUUUUGAGCGUAGUGGCCUUCUGUCAUCUUCAGGGAGUAGUGCACCGUGAUUUGAAGCCAGAGAAUUUUCUUUUCACGACAAGAGAUGAAAGUGCUCCUAUGAAGUUGAUUGACUUUGGUCUGUCUGAUUUUAUUAGACCAGAUGAAAGGCUCAAUGAUAUUGUUGGAAGUGCAUAUUAUGUUGCUCCGGAGGUUCUACACAGAUCGUACAGUAUGGAAGCAGACAUUUGGAGUAUAGGUGUCAUAACAUACAUUCUUCUGUGUGGCAGUAGGCCAUUUUGGGCAAGGACAGAAUCUGGGAUCUUCCGGUCUGUGUUGAGGGCUGAUCCCAACUUUGACGAUUCACCAUGGCCUUCAGUAUCUGCUGAAGCUAAGGAUUUUGUGAAGAGAUUUCUGAACAAGGACUACCGAAAAAGAAUGACUGCUGUCCAAGCACUGACUCACCCUUGGUUACGAGAUGAACAAAGACAGAUUCCAUUGGACAUACUCAUUUUCAGAUUAGUUAAGCAAUAUCUUCGUGCUACUCCUCUUAAACGUUUGGCAUUAAAGGCACUAUCAAAGGCUUUAAGGGAGGAUGAACUUUUGUAUCUUAGAUUGCAGUUUAAGCUGCUUGAACCCAGAGAUGGGUUUGUAUCACUCGACAACUUUCGGACAGCUCUGACAAGAUAUUUAACUGAUGCUAUGAGAGAAUCAAGGGUUCUUGAGUUUUUGCAUGCGCUGGAACCACUUGCGUACAGAAAGAUGGACUUUGAAGAAUUCUGUGCUGCAGCAAUCAGCCCAUACCAGCUCGAGGCUUUGGAAAGGUGGGAAGAAAUUGCUGGAACAGCUUUUCAGCACUUCGAACAAGAGGGCAACCGAGUUAUAUCGGUUGAAGAGUUGGCACAGGAACUAAAUCUCGCGCCAACUCAUUACUCCAUCGUGCAAGAUUGGAUCAGAAAGUCGGACGGCAAGCUUAACUUUCUUGGGUUUACCAAAUUUUUGCAUGGUGUCACAAUACGGGGCUCAAAUACAAGACGACACUAAACGGUUGCAAAUUGUAUUCGCUUCUAAUUUAAAGCCUCUCAUCAAUUAUAUGGCCCUGAUUGCUGUUACCCCUACCUCCUGCUUGCCCUGCCCCUUCGUCUGGUCAAUGACCAUUCUUGUUUGUGAUGUCGCCGGUUGUUGUCGUCAUAGCUUUUGUAGAGUACAUGUAAAGAUCCUUGUAAUGGCGAAAUCAUAUGGUUUGCUCAAGAAAUAUAGUGUCAUUUGUUCUUUUUGGCUCACCAGUUUUGAACCAUUAUUAUCCGUGGAUA
This is a messenger RNA of Sorghum bicolor (sorghum), 2409 nucleotides long. RefSeq names its product CDPK-related kinase 3. NCBI's taxonomy places the organism in Eukaryota, Viridiplantae, Streptophyta, Magnoliopsida, Poales, Poaceae. Gene Ontology annotation, biological process: peptidyl-serine phosphorylation; protein autophosphorylation; intracellular signal transduction. The transcript has 11 exons. The record is from RefSeq and is a predicted model, not a curated record. Gene Ontology annotation, cellular component: nucleus; cytoplasm. Gene Ontology annotation, molecular function: calcium/calmodulin-dependent protein kinase activity; calcium-dependent protein serine/threonine kinase activity; calmodulin binding. Bases 263 to 2140 code for a protein of 625 amino acids.